Messenger RNA from Entelurus aequoreus (snake pipefish), 3374 nucleotides. RefSeq names its product matrix metallopeptidase 13b (gene mmp13b). Gene Ontology annotation, biological process: extracellular matrix organization; collagen catabolic process; proteolysis. The transcript is spliced from 11 exons. Gene Ontology annotation, molecular function: metalloendopeptidase activity; zinc ion binding. Bases 11 to 1390 code for a protein of 459 amino acids. Gene Ontology annotation, cellular component: extracellular matrix. NCBI's taxonomy places the organism in Eukaryota, Metazoa, Chordata, Actinopteri, Syngnathiformes, Syngnathidae. The record is from RefSeq and is a predicted model, not a curated record.
GAUAACAAACAUGUUGUUUUGCCUCCUGCUGUUACUGCCACUGGCUGCUCACUCCUCUCUGGCAGGAUCACUGCCUUCUGAGGACCAGGUGAUAGCUGAGAAAUACCUGCGGCGCUUUUAUGGCCUUCCGGCUGGUCUCCAAAGUCGGCGGCGGUCUUCAGGAGACUUUAAGAUCAAGCUCAAGGAAAUGCAGAAAUUCUUCAAUCUUGAGAUGACUGGCAGUUUGGAUGACAACACGAUAGACUUUAUGAAUAAAGCGAGAUGCGGCGUCCCAGACAUUGGCGAAUACAACCACUUCCCUCGACACCUCAAGUGGAAAAACACCCAAGUGACUUUCCGGAUUUUAAAUUAUACUCCGGACCUGAAGAAGUCUGAUGUCGACCGAGCCAUCCGCGCCGCCCUCAACGUUUGGUCCGAUGUGACCCCGCUGACCUUCAAGAAGCUGUACCGUGGCAACGCUGACAUCAUGAUCAGCUUUGGAAGGAAAGAACAUGGCGACUUCAACCCUUUCGAUGGGCCUAACGGACUGCUGGCUCACGCCUAUCCGCCAGGCGAAGGCCUCGGAGGGGACACUCACUUUGAUGAGGAUGAACAGUGGACCAAAGAUUCCUCAGCUUACAACCUUUUCAUAGUGGCGGCACAUGAGCUGGGCCAUGCCAUCGGUAUGUCGCACUCCUCCGACCCGAGUGCCCUCAUGUACCCCAUCUAUACAUACGCGACAGGAUACCCCCUUGCUGAGGACGAUAUCGAAGGCAUUCAGGCCCUCUAUGGCCCUAAUCCAGACCACAGGAAAGUGAAGCCCAAGCCGGACGCUCCCAAAAAAUGUGACCCCUCGUUGACUUUUGAUGCGGCGACGGAGCUCAGGGGAGAAACCUUCAUCUUCAAAGACAGGUUCUACUGGCGCCUUCAUCCCCAGAUGCACGAGCCCCAGCUCGCACUGAUCAAGUCCACUUGGCCGUCCAUCCCCAACAAGGUGGAUGCGGCGUACGAGAACCCAGCGAAGGAUCAGGUCAUGAUUUUUAGUGGUAUCCGUGUGUGGGCUAUGAAUGGAUACAACGUGGUGAAGGGUUACCCAAAGUACAUCCACACACUCGGACUUCCUAAGACCGUGAGAAACGUGGAUGCGGCUGUUCACAUCAGAGACACAGGGAAGACUCUCCUCUUUCACGAUGAAGACUAUUGGAGUUAUGACGAAGCAUCAGGCACCAUGGAUAAGGGCUACCCACGGACAAUAGAAUCAGAUUUCCCAGGCAUGGACGAUGAAGUUGACGCGGCCGUUUAUCACUACGGAUACUUGUAUUUCUUCCACGACAAUGUGCAAUAUGAGUACAGUUACCCAGCAAGGAAGGUCAUACGCACCCUCAAAAUCAACUCCAUUCUUGGCUGCUGAUGCUGCUGAUGCUGCUUAAGCCCUAGUGACCACGGAUAUUGCAAUUAGAACUGGUAAAUAUUCAAAAAGGAGACAUUCCGCUGGAUACUCAUGUAAACUACAAUUCACAAAAUAUGAAAUAAUCUCCAAAACUGAACGGCUAAAAGGCCUCCCAGACAACAUUUCAAAGUGUUGUGAUUGAUUGAUUGAUUGAUUGAAACUUUUAUUAGUGGAUUGCACAGUACAGUACAUAUUCCGUACAAUUGACCACUAAAUGGUAACACCCGAAUAAGUUUUUCAACUUGUUUAAGUUGGGGUCCACGUUAAUCAAUUCAUGGUAGGGGUUGCUAAAUCCUCUAUUUUUUUUUGUAGCGUGGAUACCAACCUAAUCUGCAGAAAUGUAAUUGAACAGUUGUUCUUAAACGAGCUUGUUUAUUUGCUAUGUUUCAUUCAAUAUCUCUGGAAAUACUGAUCUAAGAGUGAUCUCACAAGUAUAACUUUUCAAAUGAAGCCAGGAUUAUGAAAAUACACCUUGUUCAAAUUAUUUUGCAGACAUGUCAUAGGAUAAACUUUUAUUCAUCCCACAAUGGGGAACACGUGCUAAACCAGGGGUUUUUAACCUUCUGACCUGGGGCCCCAACCUUUACACUACAUUUGGGACCGAGGCUGACUCAAAAAUUAACACUGAAUUAGUAACAUUACUCUUGAUUUUAAUCAUAUUCAAUAGUUAUAUUUAACCUCCCUACAGUUUACAACAUUGUCAAAUGAUAUGAAACAAUGUGUUGAUCACAAAUAUUAUUUUCAAGGCUUAGGUCAGGCUGAUUGGAAAAAAGUACUAUCUAAAUAUACUGAAAAAGGGGCUCAUAAACUGCUGAAAAAUACCUACAAUUAUGUAGUGCUGAAAUAAGUAAACUAAAUUAAUAAUAAAUGUUUAUAAACUAAACUGUCAAGAACAUUUAAGUGCAAAUUAACAUACAGCUUUAUCACUUUCGUCAUAUUUUUUCGCUUAAAAAACUUCUCAAUGACUUUAGCUCCAGACUUCUUCUGUUUGUUUGAUGUUGUCAUUACUGCCACAAGUGGUGGUAAAGUGUAUCGCAACUGAGUACCGCUGCAUCUGAAAAAACAGAUAUUUUUGCCCUGGCGGCCCAACAAGAAACACUGUGCUUAACAGUAUAAUGGAAAGAAAGUCCUAUGAAUGUAAUGUAAAAUGAACAGUGCUGGACACAGAAAAUAUUGCUUCUUAUUUUUCUUAUUUAUUUUCUUGGGUUUAGUUUCCUCUGUUUCACUGCAAGUUUGCCCAGCUGGCCUGUAAGAUUAGUUUUUAUAGUUUAAGUAAUAAUUUAUUUUAUUUCAUUUGGCCUCUCGUGUGAUUUUAACGCUAUUUAUUGUCAGUGUUAAGUAAAAUGACUUGACAUAUUUUACUUAUUGCAGACCCUAUUAAAAACCCUUUCAGGGAAUUCUAAUUCAUCGUAAUUUCUAAUGCAAUACAAAAUAUAUGUAAGCUGAUUUUUAGACAUGUUUAAGGUAAAACAUGAGUUAUAGGACUUUUGUUUAUGUAUAAGUGAAUAAAACAAUUUCCACUAGAGGGCACUCUUAUGCAUAUUUUGAUACCAUGAAAAAAAAAGCCAUGCAAAUGGUCUCUGAUGAUGCCCAAUUUUGACCCUCUGCCCUGUUGGUGGCCUCUAAUAUGUAAACGGCAAUGUUAAUGUGGAUCCAGUCUGGAUAGAGGCUCUUAUGAAAGUCAAGGGAAAAAGCAACAAAAGGAGCCAACAUCCUUCUGAAAACAGUCCCGCCUAGUGAUCGCUGAUGACAAACAGAUGGAGACGACAAAUGAAUCACAAUACUGAAUCAAUUUUUCUCUUGGAAACUCCCUCCUGAGGUCACCACUAUGGAAGCUGACACAUAUGAUGCAAGACUCCCACACAAUCAAUGUAUGUGAUAUCUUGUUCAUUCCCUUCACUGGAUUUACUUACACACAUCGCCUCAAAGUUGGCGUCGAUGCAUU